AUGGGCGCCUGGCAAGGGAAAGGCUAUGGUCUUGGGGUGCCCGGCCUGCCUCCGGGACCAGUGGCUUUCGCGACUGGCAGACCGAGUCAGGCGGGCCUGCGACCGGGUGCCAACGCGGCACCGAUGAGCCCAGUUUCUCCGCUAGCUUCUGGACAGCCGUUGCUGGGCACUCCUGCACCCAAGGCGGCCGCGUCUUUGUCUACGAACGUAGAAGGCGAGGCAAGCUCUUCUGGAGGCCAAGCAGCAGCUGCAGUUCCUGGAGCCAGCCUUGCUGGCAGUUUGGCUAACGCUUUGGGAGCUCCCGGGCUACCCGGUGGCUCUUCGACAGGGGAAAGCCCCAAAGGGGUUCAGAGUGCCUUUGAGUUGCUUGGCCGAAAGGCGCCUGCAGAGAGUGGUGCUCUUGGAAUGGAGACGAGUGAUGCUAUAGUAAAAGCUUUGACGAUGGCUGUUUCAGGUGAGAGAAAGGUUUGCCCGUCCUGGUCGGGAAGCACCGCGACCUUGAGAGCUUGGCUACGGCAGCUUAGCUUUUGGGAGAUUGACAAUCAGAUACCGAGGAAGCGCUGGGGAGUCAAGCUGUUUCAGUCGUUUCCCGAGGGAAGCGUUCCGCGCCGCAUAGCGGAGGGUUUGCCCAUGGAGGUGAUCCUUGGCGAAGGCGGCUAUGGUGCCAUCUUGACGGCCGUGCUGGACAAGUUCCGGCCCUUCUUGGAAGCAGCGGCACCUACCGCUAUCGACACCUUCUUCUUCCAGGGCGAGCGAUCUCGGAAUGAAACAUUCGCCGCUUUUAUCGCGGCAAAAGAACUGGCGAGACAAGAGGUGGAAAGCUUGGCCGGUGAAGCCAUACCUGCGAAGAUUGCGGGGCGAAUCUUGAUGCGCCAAGCUAAUCUCACUGAGGCUCAGCGGGAGGCCAUGGCUAUUAAGCACAACGCCUUGUUGACCUUUGACGAGGUGGCACGAGCACUUCGACCUCUGGAUCGACCCGAGGCUCUCAUGAAGCCUAUGGCCUCCUCGAACCUCCUUGCUUCGUCGGACCAAAUGAUGAACUACUGGACCAACGAAGAGGAGCCUGAGCCACCGCACCAGUAUCCUCCUGAUGGUCAAAACAACAUGGAGACCUUUGAGGAGGAGUGGCAUGAGUUUGCGGACGGCCCCAACUACUACGAGGAGCCGGAGGUUGAUGAGCACGGCGAGCUCCUGUUGUACUACGAGGCCGACCGCGAGUACGACGAGGAGGAGGCUUUGUAUAUAUGGGCCUAUAACGACGCCUACCAUCAGCUGCAGACUGAGUUUCAAGGCUCGGAAGCUACCGCGUACCCUGCCUAUCAGGAUGUUCGGAAAGAGCUCCAAGCUCGCAGAAAAGGCAGACAGUUCUACAAGCCGAGUGAGCACAAGGGCAAGGGCAAAGGAAAGACCAAGCAGCGAACCGCUCCUGGGCGUUUCGGCAAAGGCCGUGGAAAGGGCGGCAACCGUUCUUUCAAAGGCAAAGGCUGUGGCUACAACCGCGGGACAGCCGAAGACCUUCUUGCACGAACUCUUUGCUACGGCUGUGGUGAGCUUGGCCAUUUCAGCAGGGACUGCCCGAACAACAACCAGGUGCAGUCAGCUGACGGCCGGAACAACUUCGUUGUCAGUCAAGGCCAGGGCGCUCUGAAUAGAACGUUCAUGAACGUGGCGCGGCGCCCUCCUUCUGCCCGCAUCAUAAGCAUCUUUGCUGGAGUGCGCACGGGAUCUGGACAGGGCUUGGUGGACAGUGCAGCCGAGGAGGCGGUGAUCGGCAGCGAGGCCUUCUCGCGGCUGCGGGACACCUUGCAGCGCCAAGGGCUCAGGCCUGUUCCAGUGAAAGGUCCCACCGGCACCUGCGCCGGGAUCGGCGGCUCAGCUCGGAUUGUGAACAUCUGGGAUGUACCGAUUGGCGUUUGUCAAACCAACGGCUUGCUGCGGGUGACGGAAGUCCAGGACACCGAAGGCUUUGAGACACCGUUGUUGCUUCCGGUGUCGUACCAGGAGCUCGUGGGCAUGGUCAUCGACUAUGACAAAGAGGAAGUGCGGACUCGGCAAGGCCGGGCAGCACCUAUGCAGCGGCUGCCAUCUGGGCACAGAGCCAUUUCGGUCGUGGAGUUCAAUGGUCGAUGGCAGUUACCACGAGAGCUGCAGCACGGGGGCAAAGACCCAUUUCAGAUGCCUCGGCCGACCAAGGCUUCUCCGCAGACCGGACCAGUUCAAAAACACCGGGGCGUCACCGUUUGGCUGCGACAUCCUUGUGGUGACCUGCAAAAGCUUUGUGUUCUAGAUGGCCCGCGCACUAGUUUGGUAGUUCCCUCGGAGUGCAUGCCUUCUGAAAUGCUGCCUUACCUGGACCCUACGCGAGUGACCUUCCUCGAUGCCUUGCCCGACCAUGUGCCCUAUGUGAUCAACGAUGUAUGGCAUGGUAGUUUGGGCUCGCGUAAACUGGAUGCUCCCUGGACGGGUACUGUGGUGUUUCAACAGGUAGCUUCUGCCUCCACUUCACAGGUUGCGGACGCAGUUUCGGCGCCACCAGCUUGUUUGCCUUUGUCUGGCCAGGCCUCUUCAGCGACUGUGGCUUCACCGUCGGUGGGCCAGGCGCCCCAGCACUACGUGUUGGACAGUGCUGAGCAUGAUUUGGAGGGUGUGUUUUCUUCAGUUGGGGAGGCAGUGGACGUUUCUCCGACUUUGCCGGUUUCGAGCCACCAUCCUAAUCAUGCAUGGCAGCGUGUUCGUGAGAAGGGCAACAAGUUGAUUGCGGCCUUGCAAAGUGGUGCCCAGCGGCAUGUUCCUCAACGAUCUGCGUUCUUUAUGGCGUGGGCCCGAGAUCGAAGCAGGGAUUCCUCUAUGCUUUCCGGAGAGCUCACGGAGCGACCGCAACAAGGUCCACGUCGCCGAGGCACAGAAUGGUGCCACAAGAUGUGGGCACGGCUGAUCCGUGUCGUGUUGAGAAUGAUCGUGACCACCCGCGACCAGAUGGUGCUGGAUGCUUUGACGGUGGAACCGGCGAUGGGCAGCUCUGCGUCUUCGUCAACGGCGCCACCGCCCAAGGCUCGGAGCAAUCGCGACAAGAAGCCGAUGAAGCAGGGCAUUGGGCACCAACUGGCCCGAAGCCAGACGCAGAAGCAAUGGCCACAGGAGCCGGAGGACUGUCGGCACCCCGAGGACCAGUUGCGCAUGAGGGGCAACCAAGCCAAGCACUGGUGGGUGUGCCUGAACUGUGGAAGCAGAUGGGAGAGGACCGAGGCGGCCAUGACGGUACCGGGUCAAGGUGCUCUCCCUGCUCAGGUUCGUCCGGUGUAUCGCUCGACGGCUCCACCCAAGCUUCUGCCACCACCAAGGUCCCGGACCGACCUCGGCACGAUCACUCUGGAGCAGGCUCGAAUGGCUCCAGCUGCAACGCCAACGGAGGCGGCACCGAGCACUACGGCACGGACGGGGAGAACCGCAUGGAGAUCGGCGGCCGCGUCCUACCAGGAGCCGGCGAUCCACCCGAAGUUCGGAGUGACGAAGGUGCCGGAGGCCGCGGGCUACCCGGACGCCAUGUUCACGAACGAGCCCGAUUACCAGAUCACGACCGAAGGGCAGACAAGCGGGUGUCAUUCGACGAGGGCACUGGCGCUUUUCCAGCCAGGGUCUCCGGUCCGAGAUCUGGAGAGGGUGGACGCACGACGCAUGAUGGCAUCCGCUCCAAGGGAGUGGGCGGACUACCAGCCCGAGGCGGUCCACCUCCGCGAGGGUCCGACGGAGCUGUACUCGAUCCACGACAGCGAUCAGGACUCCAGCCCGGACAAGACGCCAAACUCCUUUGCGAUGGUCGAGAAUCCGGAGGGCGACGACUUGUGA
Molecule: messenger RNA, 3846 nt
Organism: Symbiodinium sp. CCMP2592
Lineage: Eukaryota; Dinophyceae; Suessiales; Symbiodiniaceae
Source: the annotation of a GenBank genome assembly